Messenger RNA from Strongylus vulgaris, 423 nucleotides. The record is from the annotation of a GenBank genome assembly. NCBI's taxonomy places the organism in Eukaryota, Metazoa, Nematoda, Chromadorea, Rhabditida, Strongylidae.
AUGCCACUGAAAGCAAAUCACAUCGUUGAUGAACCACAUAAAAUAGGGCCGAAAGAAGGACAGCGAUACAAGUUACUACUACUAUUUGCUGCAGCUGUUGUCGUAGUGUUCGUCAUCGUAGUAUUGCACUCAACAGCCGACACAGAUGAAAGCGACGAAAUGUUCAAGUUCACAAAACCGUCUGAUAAAGAAUUGGAAAAAGUUAAGGAAAGCUAUAAGAAGCAGGAAAUAAAUUUGGAAAAGGAUGGAUCCAAACUCGAUAACAUCGAUGAUAUCAAAGCAAAUAACUCUGGGCUCCUACCACCACGACGGUUUUCCGGCACCACAGCGGAACAGAUGUGCCAAUCUGGCAUGGCAGGUUGCGUCCAACGUUUUGCCAGGAUUCAACCUCUCAUUGUGGUAACGAUAUAUCUAACAUUAUAG